AUGGGUGUUCCCGGUAGCAAUCUACAGGACCUUGAGCGUCAACGCCUCGAGCUCGAAGGCAACAUCUUGAAACUACAGGAAUCUCUUUAUCAUUGGAGAACCUGGGAGGCCGAGUACGAUGCCUUGAAGGACGAAAUUAGCGAACUCAACGAUGAUGCUACAAUGGACGAGUUCCUUCGAAUAGGUCGCGAUUUUGGUGGGUCGCUGGUCACCGAAGAUGAAGUCAAGGUGAUACUCGGAGAGAAACAAGGUGUGGCCAGGACCAAACAACAGGUCAUCGAUCUUGUGUCGAGGCGGGUCGACUACGUGAAACAGAAUGUCACGACUAUGGAAAAGCGACUACGUUCGGUAGAGAACCAACUACACGCAUUUGACUCUGCUGAGCAAUUACCAGCCGAACCCACCUCGGACUUUCCCAUGACGGAGAUCGUUGAGGAACUCGAUGAGGAUGGCAAUGUGAUCUCGAGCUCAACUGCGACACCCGGGGAUCAGGCGCCAGAGCUCUUGGAGCUUCUCAAGAAGGCAGGCGUGAAUGAUGUACCCGACGCCCCGAACGCAAAUGCGCAGCCCGGAUACAAAGCGGAGGAUGAGCCCAGCUCAGCGGGCAAACAAGAGCAUGGAGAUAUUGCGGAGAAGUCCAACUUGCGAGAGAUUAGCGGAAGCCCCGUAGCUUAUUCUGAAAAGAAGCCGGCGACGUCUGACUUGGCGACUGAAAAGCAGGAGGAGCUGCCUAUUACGGAUAUCGAUGAAUCUCCCGAGGAUGCUAAGUUACGCCGUGAGAUGCUGCAGUACGGACUCAAUGAAGUUGGAGCUGUUGUGGCUGAGCUUGAGCUGGACGAGGAUGCAAGUGACAUAUCCAUAGAUGAUGACUACGAUGCUUUCGCGUAUGACGAUGAAGAUGAAGAUGAGGAAGAUGAAUACGGACGGAGUACUCGGACUAUUUUGAGCGAGGAUUAUCAUCAACAGAUGCGUGAGCUAGAAGCCAAGUUAAACGCUCGAGGAAUGUGGAAUAUGGGCAAAGACACAGGCUCGCUGCCCGUGGAAGUCCAGGAAGAACUUGAGCAGCCCAGUGUGGCCCGGAUUGAGAAAAGCACCGAGACCGCAGAUGAACCAGCUCCAGAGAAGAAGCCGAAAAAGAAAGUUGCUUUCGCCGAGGAUCUUGAUAUUGCUCCGGCCCCUAAGCCCCCGAUUGCGGAGAAGAAGGCUGUCGCUCCUCGGCAAUCGGAUGUGCCUGUCCUUUCAGAUGCGGUUGUGGAGCGUACACAAUCAACUGUGAAGGGCCCAGUCACGAACGAUGUUCCAAAGAAGACCUCUCGCUUCAAGAGUGCUCGAAGCACUACCGGCAGCGAGAACAGUAUUCGACCUUCUGAGGCACGCUCUUCACUCCGCAAACCGAUUAUCUCACCAUCCCCUGCAUUGCCAUUAUUCCCUGCCAAGUCGUCUGAACCCAAACCCUUCUCCCAGCCAAUCCCGGAUAUCACAGAGAAGCCCCGAGGACCGGAGGGGAAGAUCUUAGCCGACACACUCGUUGAGCACGAGGUUUCUCAAGGUGCCGCCAUGCCACCCGAGCUAGAUGAAAUCGAUGAGCAAAUCCAUAGGAAGGAGAUUGCCAGCGAGUUUUAUCGGGUAAGAAACAGGAUGAUCCAGCAAAACGGCGGCUUCGUUGGUGAGGAGCCGGAAACAGUGCCUAUCGAAACCGAAGACCCUCCGAAACGGGUGAGCAGAUUCCGAGCUGCUCGGAUGACUUAG
This is a messenger RNA of Aspergillus bombycis, 1749 nucleotides long. RefSeq names its product prefoldin-like protein. Lineage: Eukaryota; Fungi; Ascomycota; Eurotiomycetes; Eurotiales; Aspergillaceae. The coding region runs from base 1 to 1749 and encodes 582 amino acids. Gene Ontology annotation, biological process: negative regulation of phosphatase activity; negative regulation of transcription by RNA polymerase II. Gene Ontology annotation, molecular function: chromatin binding; phosphatase inhibitor activity; transcription corepressor activity. The transcript has a single exon. The record is from RefSeq and is a predicted model, not a curated record.